AUGGCGGACGUCUCGAUUGUUUCGGCGGUUGCGAGGCUCGAGGCGUCUAGCCAGGACGAGAGAAACAAAGGCCUUGAUGAUCUCAAACGCAUCCUGAGCCGAGUAACGGCUUCUUUCCAGCGCAAACGUGGCAGACCUGCACAUGCACAUGGCGAAGCCAGGUCCAAGGGAAAUGAAGAGGACGAUUUUCACGUCACCUUUGAGCUGCUCUACAAAAUUGUGUCCAAGCAGAAGCCAGCAUUUCUUCGGGCGGCCAAGCCCACGGCAAGGAAUAGUGCUACAUCCCGCCUAGAGGCCGCUGCUGCCGCCUUGCGUCAAGCGGUAGAGAUUAGCACUCCAUUUCUCAGGUUCAAGACAGCUCUUUCGGUACUGGAUCAUAUUGUUGAUACACUUCCCACUGCUGAUGGAUCCUGGUGUGAGCCACUGGUCAACGACUACCUCAAAAGCUUUCGAAUAUUGCUCGACCAUGCUCCACACGUGGAACACAUGCGUCGAAAGCAAUGGCAGACUUAUGUGGACUUUGCCUUGGGUGCAUUAUCGUCUGUUUUGGAUGAUAGUGUGCCCGAGGAGGACGCUACACAUAGCCAAGUUACAAGCACGGCUUCGAGCAGGUACCACUUAUCAGUGCGUGUCAGCCAACGAAGCGGUCGGGCGAGUGGGAAAGAUGUGGCCUCCCAUGCCGAAGAGAUUAUUCUGGCUUUGAAGAACCUGACUUCGGUGACGAACGCUCCGAUCAUGACUCGGGCUUCCGCUAUUGGACACACUAUGGGUGAAUUUCUGGAGACUGCUGCGAGAGCGCAAGAGGUGGCUUUCGAAGUGCUACACGACGUUACGCGUUCGUCCUUGACCGAAGAUGUCGCGCUCACACAGAACCUGUUGUGCGACCUGAUGCCAGCGAUGCGGAGACUGUGGUCGCGAUCAGCUUUGCUUCGAGAACGAAUACUCGGCAUAUUGUUCCCUUGCAGACACCUGUUUCUUUCCUGGGUUGAGCCAUGGCCUUGGCGCGACAUACCAAGUCUCAAGCACUUUUUAAACACUCUCUUGAAUGAGUACAAAGGAAGAAAUGCACGAGACCUGCUACAAUUCGAUGACAUGCAACCUGUCGUCGCAGGAGAGGACGGCCCGAUGCAGGGAAAGCAGUUUAAGCCGGUGCAGGACUCAGCAAGAGCGGUGUCCUGUUGGAUGACGUUGUCUGUCAUCGCCAGCCUUCUCUUGGCCUCAAGUCGAAGGGUACGACCGCCGAUCAACGAUGAUGCCGCAGAAGAUGCCCCUCAGAAACGACAAAAAGUCCAGGUUCCCCUAGACGAGAUCCUGCAGCUUGCAGUCGAAGGUGUCGGCCAGGAGAAGCUGAUCGCUUUGCAGGUCGUCUUCUUCCUCCUUAAUGAACCUAGGCACAUUGAGCAAGACUCUCUCCAAGAAGUGUCAAAAGCUGUCUCUGACCUGUCCCAAGAAGAUGGUAGCAUUCAGACGUGGGUGUAUCUGAUUUUUGCUCGCCUUGCUCUUUGUGAUGACUUCACGAGGCAAAGUCCACCACUUCUCUGGCACCAAAUAUGGGAUGCGGCCCGGAGAGCCAUCUCUGUAACGACUACAGUAAGGGCUGCAUGCCACAUGCUGGAGGUGACUAUCACUUUAGGACUCUUACCCCCGGCCAUGAACGGCACCCUUGUCGACAACGCCAUCUUUGGAGGAGGCAGCAGUGGCCCUUCCAGUCUGACCGACACUGCACUGACGAUGUUCACAACUAUUUUACGUGCCGGGAUUCUAGACAACCAAAGGCAUUUCGAAGCCUUUUGUGUCAAGAUCAUCACGUGGCUCUCUGCUCGCUGGACUCUUCCCUCGGCACUUGAUCGUUUGCACAAUGCACAGAUUGCUUUCCACGCAAGACCGGUCUAUAUGUAUACACUACUGGUGACCAUGUGUGGAAACCCCGACUCGGUACAGUGCGGUAAUGACUGGUCUCCUUCUCAUCAACUGUGGACACUCUCAUUAGAGGCGUCGUUUCGUCUGGACUUUUUGCAUUACCUUCUUGGGAUCCCUCAGCAAACCGGACACACUGAGUCUAGGAGAACACCCAGUACUCAUCAGCUUGAUGCAUCAACAGCUGCUCGCCUGGUUCGAGCGAUAAUGGGACUCUUGGCGGGACGACUGAAGGAGUUCGUCGUUUCAUGGGAGGCGAUACACGCCGAGCGAAGUGUAAAUAUUGGAGGCGACAUCGUUGAUAUCGUUGCAAUGGCCUCCAUUGUUUCAUCUGCCUUCUGGAUCCGUUGUGGUCGGGCUGAAAGUGAAGCGAAUCCCCCCACACUUUGGUCUGAGAGCCGCAAACUUGUCAUAGAUUUCAUACUCCAGGAAACCGACAGCACCUCUCAAUACAUGGCUGCCCGAAUAUGUGGUUAUAUCGUGAACCUUCAUCGCCAACUGGACCGAGCAGAGGUCGAAGUGGAUUCCGACGAAUAUCGGUCCAUCAUAGAGUCGGCGUUGCAGCUAACUAGACGUUUCUUGCCACCCGGCGCCUCAGCAGAACCGUCCGAUCAGGACCUCUCAGAGUGGGAGACAAUAGCAUCUCCAGUGUCUAGAAGGAGUCAAACCAGCAUUGUUGCUAAUGUCUUAAGGGUCGACCUCCCCCUCUGUCAGGAUUUUGCAGCCCUUCUGGCGAAACAUACGGUUGAGUUAACUACUAUUCUGCAAGCAGUGAAAUCGCACAGAGCGUUCGACCCUGCGGCCGCUGCGCAGGUCGUCGAUGAGAUCGUGGCACUCGACCCGAUAUCGCUCAUCGCUGCGCGUGGGGCCGUCCAGGACUUUCUCAAUUUGAAGACAGGGAUUACACGGGUGGACGCUCAUCGACUUCUGACGAGACUUGCAAAGUUGUACCUCGCAGAAGAGGCCUACGAAAGGUGCGAGUCCGUGCAAUGCUUCUGUUUGAACGUACUGCGUGGGCUUGUGGAUCUCUGGGCGCCAGACGACGAAGACGACGACUUGGCUGCAGUUGCCUUUGAUAUCUAUGAAUGGUUCCUCAACACUGUCUUGGGCAGAAACAUUGCAUCGCCAAAAGUGCUUUCUACAAUGGUGGAACUGCUGGAUGUUCUGAUGCGAGUAAAUCCGUCUUAUGGAGGCGAAGAUUUGCCGUCUCCCAGAACAAGCCUUCUGAAAACCCUCCAAGUCAGCGAUUCCUCAAGCAAGUAUCGCAUGACAGAGAAGUUGUCUCACAUUUUCGAGAAGUAUGUUCUCGACCAGCAUGAGGCCAUCUUUGACGAUAUUGUUGAAAAUCUGCCCGCUGAUCCAGACAACAAAGAAGGCAUCGCAGUGCGCCUGUAUACAAUUGCGCACCUUGGCUCUCGAUGGCAUACAGUGUUGCGACGAGCAACUUACCAUUUGUUCGAGACGGUCGCCAAUGUCCCUUCUACUACAUCACUCGCGCGUGGUUGCAUCGACUCUACCUGCAAAAAACUCCACAUUGAGCAUCCCAGUCGACUUUUCAAGUUUUUCUCGCCUCAGAUCUUUUAUACCUGGCUAUCGAAAGAGACGCUGUCCCGCAUGCCUUUCCGCGCGUUUGGAUAUGAUACAUUGAGCGAAAUGGCCCGUGACAACAUUUCCGAGCUCACGGGACAGAUUGCACUGCGCGGGUUCAGUCAUGCUGAAGAGCUGACACGACUGGUUGGACAGGACUGGAAUUCGUUGCUAAUUGAGGAGUUUGCUUACGUCGAAGCGUACACUCUCUCGUCGGAGACCAGCCUACCAAACCAAGACCGUCUGUAUGACGGGUCCGAGAAGCUGGUGAGGAAGCAACUGGGAGCUGACCGCUAUUUGCAGCUGCUUCGCUCAGCCCUUCCGGAUAUCAUCGCCCGCCUCAUCAUAUCGCUCAAAGACGACCGGGGCAUUGACAAGGCCUUUGAAAAGAGCCAACAAACGGAUGUACUUGCCGCGUGGAAGGAAAUGGCCAGUUGUUCUUCUCAGGACGUGCAGCUACCUCUUUCUCAGCAGCCCUGUUUCCGGGCAAGGUGCCUUCUGGACGAGGUCAACUACAUCUGCCUACGACUGGAUCUCCAGCCGAGUGAGCUCUGGUCUUCUGCAUUAUUGGUCCAUGUCUACCGACAGUUGCUUGACAAGGCAAGGCCCGCUUUUGGGCCUUUGCAUAUCUGCAACAUCAUCCGGAAGCUCAGGAUAGUAGUCAGCCUGGCAGGGUCGAUAGCCUUGGCUGGGUACCCAUUGGAAAUGCUACUUGACAAUCUACGGCCUUAUUUGACCGUGUUCGACUGCGCUGAAGACGCAAUGGGCAUAUAUCGCUACCUACUACUCCAUGGGGCGCCACAUCUCCGCGGCCGUAUCUCUUUCACGGCAGGCCUGGGCGUAGCUACCUUUGCCUCUUUGACAGGGUUCAUCGCUUCGCCUCAGGAUAGCACUACACAAGAGAGCCACUUUCUGGCGACAAUGACCAAGGCACAGGAGUUUCGAGACUUUUUAGGUCAAUAUCUCGAGGCCUUCGAUCCCCACGAUGCAACUAAAGAUGCCCUGGUGACGUUUAGACAGGUUGUGCAGGACGCCAAAGCUAUUUCGCAGGCUGGAAACAGCGCCCUAAGUACAAGCGAAGGGAGUCUGCUUCGAGCGCUUCUCUCAGACCGAAGCAGUGAACAUCCGUUGCUGAGCGAUCUGCAUUUUGAUCUCUCCAUACAGAUACUCUGCCGCAACUUUUCACUUUCGGCAGAUGCCCAAGACGACAUUCUUGGUGACGAUCUAGAAGCAGCUCGAUUCUCUCCUACUUUGAUUUCAAUACUGAAGAGGCUCCCUUUGGACGAGGCCUUCCGCAUCUGGGCUGCUCAAGGAAUCGGGCGAGGUUACAUUACCCGUGGACUGCACUUGAAUAUAAAUGAAAUUCUUAGAGCUGGCCAGUCAAUGGUAUCUUUGACGGGUCACGAUCUGGAUGCAAUGGCUUCUUAUACAGGGAUUGUGCGAUAUCUCUCAGACCUGCUGUGGAAGGCAGACUUCACCACCUCAACCGUUGCUGAAAGCACUUUACAGCUUAUCUUCAGUUCGCUCAACCCUGCGACUGAGCAAGCUUUGCUUGACCCGGCGUUCGACCGGAAUUUGGUGAAUGGACUGCGAUUCCAUACCUUCCCUUGUCCUCCCAUUCGGGCUUCUUCAUAUCUCGCGCUUGAAAAGGGUCUUGACACUCCGAGCAGCAUACUCCUGAGCGACCAGCCUCGGAAAUGGGCUGCCGUACUGCUUCAAAGGAUAUGUCAGGAAUCGGCCGACGACCCUGUCUUAGCCUUUGUCGAUCCUCUCAUUGCGGCGAUCCCGGAUUGCGUUGAUAUACUGUUCCCCUAUGCCGUCCACAUUGCCUUGCACAGUGAGCUCCAUAGGGCUCAGGCCUUCAAGGAGAGCCUGUCACAAAGCUUUUCCCAGGCUCUUUGUAUGGAAGGACAGUCAACAAAACAGGCUCAGCAGUUGAUACUCAGGACAAUCUUGUAUUUGCGAGAGUGCAAGAUUCCUAAUGAAGACAAUAACGCUCAGCGGAAUCUGUGGCUUGACAUUGACUUUGGUGAAGCAGCAAUCGCCGCUGCUAAUUGUCAGAUGUGGCACGAAGCCCUGCUCUUCCUUGAGUUGCAGAAUUCUCAAGCUCAACUUCAAACAGGACGCUCCUCUCGCAGAUCGAUGAACAUGACAGAGUCUGUACCCCUCGAGGUGGUAUCCAGGAUUUACGAGAAUGUCGAUGACCCCGAUUUUUUCUACGGCAAACAUGAAGAGUUUGAUCUGCAGUCCGUUGUUCACAAGUUGACCCAUGAAGGUGCCAGCCAGAAGUCGUUAUCUUUUCAAAGUGCGAUGCUUGACUCACAACUACGAAUGAGUGACCAGGAUUCAGAUUUCAGCACUGUUGCACAAAGAACCGCCUCGACUUUGAGCACUGCGAAUAUGCAAGGGAUUUCUGAAGCUGUACGCCAGUAUUAUGAAGGGCUGGGCAAUAUGUCACAGCUGACUGGGGAACGAUGGGACGUCUUACCCAGGAAGGAGCCUGUCGGAUAUCCGACGAGCGUGCCAGAUUUGCUCUCCGGCAUGCUUAGCACCCCGAAUACAGCAGCCCUAGGUCAAGAGUUGGAUCGGUCUUUACUUGAGGUCGUGGAUCUGAUGACCACGGAGCUCGUCGACAAGGACUUGACAAGUAAACUGCUCUCCCAUAUGGCAGUCCUUGCCGAGGUGAAGCAGACUGUUGGGGCAUCGACGGCGAAAAGCCUGGAGACAAUCAUAAGUGCAAUAGAGGCAAGAAACGAGAAGACCAAAUUCGCCGUAUUCGAAAAAUUGUCCCCGAUCCUGGUUGGGAGAGAAAGUGCCUUCACGGCCAUCCGCAAAAAUGCCAGCCUCCAGACUACACUGUCAGUCGGCUUCCCCGAAGCUCUGCUGUUUGAAAUCAGAGUCGCACGUCAGUCUCUGCAAAUGGCUUCAAACUACGAAGUACCUCAGUUUGGUUUGAAUCGUACCAUCUAUCUGACCCAGCUCAGCCAACUGGCUGCCGAAGCAGGCCUGAAAGUCGACAUCGCCGUUCAAUACGAUCUUGCAAGGACGUUCUGGGCCCAGAACGAAGUGUCCGCGAGCAUCGGACUUCUCCAGAACCUCAAGCAACGCAAUGACAUGGCUAAGCAAGCCAUCAGCGUCACCAAAGCCGAUCUUCUGACCGAUCUAGGACAUAAAGUGGCGGAAGCGCGGCUUGAGAAGCCAGACGAGAUCAUAGACGGCUACCUGUUACCUGCUUUCAAGGAACUUCACGGCCGCGUCGUUGGACCCGAGGCCGGGAGAGUUUCCCACAACUUUGCUGCUUUCUGCGACAUGCAGCUGCAAGACCCUGACAACUUGGACGAUUUCACCCGCAUCAGCAAGAUCCGGGAUCGGAAAAUGCGCGACAUUCACGAACUGGAACGCAUGCACAGGAACGGGGAUGAAAGGCAGCAGAAGCAACUCAAGUCCCACCUGACCCGGGCAAAGGAGUGGUUCAAGCUCGACGACCAGGAGUACGAAAGGGUGUCGCAAAAUCGGCAGACACUGAUUCUUCAGUGCUUGGAAAACUAUCUUCUCUCCAUGAGAGCCUCUGACGAGUAUCCCAACGACACUCUUCGCUUUUUGGCCCUGUGGCUCAAUCAGGCAGACAGCGAAGCAGCCAACAAGUCGGUCCGCAAGCAUCUGAGCACGGUUCCGUCUUACAAGUUUGCUCCGCUAGUCAAUCAGCUGUCUUCUCGCUUGUUAGACAUACAGGACGAUUUCCAGCAGUUGCUGAUGGAGCUCAUGUUUCGAAUCUGUUCGGAUCACCCAUACCACAGCCUGUACCAAGUGUUUGCCGCGAGCAAGAGCAAGGCUUCGAGGGCAGACGAGGUGGCUCUCUCUCGGAAUGCGGCAGCGAACAAACUUGCCGACCUCGUCAACAAGAAGAGCGUGUCUACAACAAUCUGGGUGGCCAUCCACAACUGCAGCAUUUCCUUGUACAGGGUAAUCCAGGACAAGCCAUCGGACAAAGAACUCAGAACAGGAUCCAAGUUCCAGUUGCGAAAGCUGCCGUCGGCUCAGAAGCUUGAACAAAUCCUGAGCACUUCAUCUGUCAAGGUUCCUCCGCCAACAAUGAACAUCCCGCUGCGACCGGACCGUGACUAUUCGGCAGUUCCGGUGUUCAGUAAGUUCGACCCUAUGAUCUCUAUUGCUGGGGGAGUCUCGGCGCCUAAAAUCGUCACCAUGAUCGCAUCCGACGGGUCGCGGCACAAGAUGCUGUUGAAGGGUGGAAAUGACGACCUGCGUCAAGACGCGAUCAUGGAGCAAGUGUUCGAGCAGGUGUCGAAUCUUCUCAAAGACCAUCGUGCCACUCGACAACGAAACCUGGGCAUUCGUACGUACAAGGUCAUCCCUCUUAAUACAAACGCGGGUAUCAUCGAGUUCGUCAAAGACACGGUCCCGCUGCACGACUUCCUCCUGCCUGCACACCCUCGCUACUUUCCGAAAGACUACAAGCCGAACCGGUGCAGAAAGGAGAUCGCAGAGGCACAGAACAAGCCGCUCGACCAACGCGUCCGCGCCUAUCGGACGGUGGUUGCCAACUUUCAUCCGGUCAUGCGCUUCUUCUUCAUGGAGCACUUCCCAGAUCCGGAUGACUGGUUCUACAAGCGUCUCAACUACAGCCGGUCCACUGCGGCAGUGAGCAUCCUAGGUCAUGUCCUUGGCUUGGGCGAUCGGCACGGCCACAAUAUACUUUUGGACGAGAAGUCCGGGGAAGUAGUGCAUAUCGACCUGGGCGUCGCGUUCGAAGCGGGCCGCGUGCUGCCGGUGCCGGAGGUGGUGCCGUUCCGCCUGACUAGAGAUCUGGUGGACGGCAUGGGCUUGACGGGCGUCGAGGGAGUCUUCCGGCGAUGCUGCAACUUCACGCUCGAUGCACUACGCCGUGACCAGGAAGCCAUCAUGACCAUCCUCGACGUUCUACGCUAUGAUCCGCUGUACACGUGGUCGAUCUCGCCUUUGCGGCUGCAAAAGAUGCAGGAGAACCAUGCGCAAGCCGACGGGCCGGCCGCCACAGGUAUCUUGAACCCAGGCGACGGGGCCAAACGGGACGCAAUCGGCGAACCGAGCGAGGCAGACCGCGCGCUCACCGUGGUGGCGAAGAAACUCAGCAAGUCUCUCAGCGUCGAGGCCACUGUCAACGAACUCAUUCGCCAGGCCACGGAUGAGAGGAACCUUGCGGUUUUGUAUUGUGGGUGGGCUGCCUAUGCUUAA
Molecule: messenger RNA, 8736 nt
Organism: Capronia epimyces CBS 606.96
Lineage: Eukaryota; Fungi; Ascomycota; Eurotiomycetes; Chaetothyriales; Herpotrichiellaceae
Exons: 5
Coding region: 1-8736 (2911 amino acids)
Biological process (GO): DNA repair
Molecular function (GO): protein serine/threonine kinase activity; protein binding
Source: RefSeq, a predicted model, not a curated record